AGGAAAGGAGGGAAAAGAGGACUUAGUGGGUUGAAAUGGGUCAUGGUUUUCACUGAAAUCCAGGAAUAAAUUUCCAGGAUUUCUCUUCCAUUCUGUUAAAGUACAAGCCUUUUCAACCGAUUCUGCAGUUUCACACGUGUAAAUUACUCAUGAUUUUGGCAUUCUCUGGGCAUUUAUCUUGGAUGAUUUCCAUAAGCCACAGAUAAAACAAAUUUUCUGCAGUUUUGUGUGUGGCUGUUACCUUGGAAUUUGUACUGGAACACUGUUUCUUCUGGGUUGCAAUCCCUUUCCAUAGGGCUGUGCCCUCUGGUUUUGAGUUGAGGAAGACUUAACCUGUGGUUUCUAAGGAGAGGAAGCAAAUUCUUGAGCAAUGGAUGAAAAGGAGGUCUCGAGCUCACACUUGAUCUCUGAAGGCAAAAGUAAUAAUGUUUAUCCGAUCUAUUUUGGUAUUUCUUGUGCAUUCUCUGCCCUCAGGCUGAUUUCAGGGCCUGACGAGGAUGAUGAAAAAUGGUCCAAGAUACGGGAUAGAAUGCUUCAAGGAACCGCUCAACUCUUGGGAUUGCUGGUAUGGAAUGUUCAAAGAGAAGGAAACAAUGUGGGGAAGUCUGAGCUUCUCCAUAGGCUUCAGGUUGCUGAGAAAGAAGUUGAAGAGUUGAAGAAACUGAGACGUGAAGAUGCAAAAGCCAAUGAGAAAGUUGUGAGCAUCUAUGCUGCACAAGAACAGACCUGGUUCAGCGAAAGGAAGAGGCUUCGGCAGCAAAUUGGAGCUCUUUUUAAUGAAUUCAGGGUUCUUCAGACAAAGAAGGAUGGAGCUCUCUCGGAAUUGAAUGAAAAAAUAAAGGAGUUAGAGUUUUUGAUACAGUCUAAGGAUAAGGUAUUGGAGGAAGAAGAGCGAAAGAAGAAAGAGUUAGAAGAACAGCUAAAGAAGGCUGAAGAUGCAGCAGAGGAAUUGAGAGUAGCUGCAAAACAUGCAGCUCAAGAGCAUUCUUCUGAGCUUUGGAAGCACAAAACUACCUUUCUUGAGCUUGUUUCAAACCAGAGGCAGCUUGAAGCAGAGAUGGGUCGAGCCCUUAGGCAAGUAGAAGGAGGAAAACAAGAGCUUGAUUCAGUCUUGGAGCAAAAGGAGGAAUCGGUCUUGAUGGUCCAAAAGCUAUCCAUGGAAAUUGUAAAGAUGCGAAAAGACUCUGAACAGAAAGACAAAAUUUUGUCUGCUAUGCUGAGGAAAUCCAAAUUGGAUACAUCAGAAAAGCAGAUGCUUUUAAAAGAGGUUAAAUUAUCGAAGGCAAAGAGAAAGCAAGCUGAGCUAGAGACAGAAAGGUGGCGGGCAGCUUCCGAGUCUAGACAUGAGAGGCAUUCAUUGAAAAGCUUUUUGUCUAACCAAAUUUAUGGUGCAAAAGGGACGCAUCCUAAUGCAACCGUAUCAUCACAGAUUGGAAGGACCAGAUCACAGCCAGCUGAUCUUCUUCUUGAGUAUGUGCAACCUGAGCUUAGAGAUGAGUCAGAAAACCUCUCUCUCCUUUCUGAACAAUACCCUUCAGAAGAAAAUGAAGAACUAGUGAUAGCAACUGAUGUUAAGCAGUUGGAAGGUUGGGUGCGCUCAGAAGCAGAAAAGUAUGCAACUCUAAUUGAGCAGAGGCAUCACCUAGAAAUAGAUGCUUUUGCAGAACAAAUGAGACUCAAAGAUGAGAAGUUAGAAGCUUUUCGGUGGCGGUUGAUGAGCAUGGAGCUAGAAUCAAAGAGGCUGCAGUCACAUGUUGAGGGGCUGAACCAGGAUAUGUCACAGCUCCGACAAAAGAAUGUGAAACUUGAAGCCUUGUUAAUGAGCCGGGAAGCAGAAUUAACUUCCUUGAAAGAGCAGUUGACAUUGCAUUUAAACCCCUUAAUUUUCCCAAAGACCAACUUCAAUUCAUCUCCACCCGAUCCAGCUUUAGCCCAUGAUACAAUUUGGUCCAAAGUUAAGAUCAUAAAGGGAAAAUUGGGGGAGGAAGAGCAAGAAAUAAAGACGAGUACAGUGGAAAUUUCUGAAGAGGUGGAGCAUGAGAAAGAAGAGGAUAGUCCAUUUGUAAAACAGUCUAGAGAAACAAUUUUGACAGUCCAAUCCCCGGAAAAAGAGUUUGAAGAAGAAAAGGUUGUGCCCCUCUGCCCAAGCCCCAUUCAACAUCAACAUGCGAGCAGCCCAGAGAAGGUUGAUAUUGUUGAAAAGUUAGCACCGGUGGGUCAGUCCUUGAGUAAGAAAAAUAAUACUCCAUGGAAGAUGGAUCUUCAUGCUCUUGGAGUCUCUUACAAGAUCAAAAGGCUGAAACAGCAGCUUGUCAUGCUUGAGAGGUUGACUGGAAAGCAAGAAAGUGGUGAAGAUAGGGAAAGUGAUGAGAAAGGGCAGUUGGGAAUAAAGGGUUUUCUUUUGUUAAUGUUUUUACUGAAUAAACAAGUUAGCAGGUACCAGUCCCUCCAAGAGAAGAUAGACGAUCUUUGCAAACGAAUGCAUGAGAGUGAUGUAGAUACCGGCCGAGGAGAUUCCAGUAGUUCAAGAGCAAGGGAGGAAACUAAAGCACUUGAACACUUUCUUGAGGACACAUUUCAGCUGCAGAGAUACAUGGUUUCAACAGGGCAGAAAUUGAUGGAAAUGCAAUCCAAGAUUGCUUCUGGAUUCCUUGGAGUUGCUGAAGAGCUGGAUGGGUCUGCCAAUUUUGACAUGAAGCGGUUUGCUGAUAAUAUUAGAACUCUCUUUAGGGAAGUUCAAAGAGGUCUUGAAGUUCGAAUCGCUCGAAUUAUUGGAGACCUUGAGGGAACCCUGGCAUGUGAGGGGAUCAUUCAUUUAAGGAGGUAGAAAUGUGAACUAUAAGAUCAAGAUGAAGGCUCAAUAAGGUCUGAAAGUCGUAGUGUGAUUUUCUACUGUUCUUUUUUCUUUUUCUUUUUCUUUUUCCUUUUUCCUUUUUUGUCCUAAAUUCAUAGUUGAAGGUGUAUAGGAAUUACACAUUUGUUUUUAAUGCAAUAGAAAUGCCUUUUGCCCUUGCUUCA
Vitis riparia (riverbank grape) is the source of this 3018-nucleotide messenger RNA. RefSeq names its product golgin subfamily A member 6-like protein 22. The coding region runs from base 371 to 2827 and encodes 818 amino acids. The record is from RefSeq and is a predicted model, not a curated record. The transcript is spliced from 4 exons. Lineage: Eukaryota; Viridiplantae; Streptophyta; Magnoliopsida; Vitales; Vitaceae.